Molecule: messenger RNA, 348 nt
Organism: Staurois parvus
Lineage: Eukaryota; Metazoa; Chordata; Amphibia; Anura; Ranidae
Source: the annotation of a GenBank genome assembly
GUGCGCUGGUCCCUUGGACACAGCGAAUCACCGAUCAACAGAAAGAGCCAAAGAUGUCGGCUGUGUCAUGUGAUCAGCGGUGUCCAAUCACAGCUGAUCGCAUGGGACAUGUACACUGAUCAUCAGGGCACUGAUGAUCAGUGUGCCCUGAUGAUCAUUGUAGCCCCAUCAGUGUCACCUGCCAGUGUCCAUCAAUGCCACAUAUCAGUGCCCAUCUGAGCUGCCUUUCAGUGCCACCUAUCAGUGCCAUAUAUGUGUGCUGCCUGUCAAUGCCCAUCAGUGCCACCUACCAGUGCCUCCUCAUCAUGCAGCUCAUCACUGCAGCCUCAUUAGUGCACAUCAGUGAAG